AUGCCGGACUUCAGUCCGCUGUCACAAGCCGUGCUCCAGCUGCCAUCGCCAAACUUCGACCUCUUUCCGUCCUACCUCUCCGCUGCGAAGGAGCACACGCAGCCGCUAUGCGGUAACAAGGAGGGCUGGGGACCGCUGAGUCCCUAUAGAUACGACUUCACACCAUGUUUCCUCGACCUCUGGGUUAUCGCUGUUUCAGCCUGGGGCAUCAUCGGAGGACUAGGAGCAAUAUGGUGGAUUUACAAGAAGACGAGUCCGGAACCUGUGGGCAAGAAUUGGCAUUUCUACGCAAAGCUGGGAGUCAUCGGAACGCUGCUGGCGACUACUGCGGUGCAGGCUGGGCUACAGAUUGACCGAUUUCAAGGCUUCUGGUAUAGAGACUUUCGUUUCUGGACAACAGUCGCAAACUUUGCCAGUUUUGCGAUUAUUGGAUUCGUACAAUAUCUUGAACACUGGCGCAUGCGGCAUCCUCAUGCUGUCGUGUUGUUCUUCUGGCUGUUGCUGUUGAUCGCAUACGCCGUGAAGCUGCGUAGCCUUGUCUCGCAAGAGAUGUUUCAUCUUCAUGUUGUAUACUUCUCGGUGUUCGUCGCAAACGUCGGUCUGGCCGCGUUGGAGCUGGUACUGGAGUGGUUGGUACCAAGGAAGGUCUCCGCGUACGAUGCGCUGGGAGAUGAGGACGAAUGUCCGCUGGAGUACGCAAACGUCUUUUCGAAGCUCACAUUUUCGUGGAUGACGCCUAUGAUGAAGUAUGGCUAUCGCGAGUUUCUUACUCAAGACGACCUCUGGAAUCUGGCCAGGCGGGAUACAACACGGACCACUGCUGGCGAUUUCGAGGCAGCAUGGCAGCAACAGCUCGAGAAGAAGAAGCCGAGCCUGUGGAUCGCACUGUUCGCUGCAUUUGGAGGUCCUUAUUUCACUGGCACUGUGAUAAAGACCAUUGCCGAUUGCCUGUCAUUUCUACAGCCACAGCUUCUCCGAUUUCUCAUUUCUUUCGUCGAUUCUUACCGACCUGGCAAUGAACCGCAGCCUCCGAUCAAAGGCGCCGCUAUUGCGAUCGCAAUGUUCUUCGUGUCGGUCGCGCAGACUGCGGCCUUGCACCAGUACUUUCAGCGAGCAUUUGAAACUGGAAUGCGCAUCAAGAGCGCUCUGACUGCCACCAUCUAUUCGAAGAGCAUGCGGCUCAGCAACGAGGGAAGGGCUUCCAAAAGCACUGGUGACAUUGUGAACUACAUGGCGGUUGACAGUCAGCGAUUACAGGACCUGGCACAGUACGGCCAAAUGCUGUGGUCGGCUCCAUUCCAGAUUAUACUUUGUAUGGUGUCCCUCUAUCAACUCGUGGGCUACAGCAUGUUCGCCGGCGUUGGAAUCAUGAUUAUCAUGAUACCAGUCAACGGAUUCAUCGCAAAGAUCUCAAAGACUUUACAGAAAAAACAAAUGAAGAACAAGGACGCACGUACGCGCCUGAUGACGGAGAUUCUGAACAACAUGAAAUCGAUCAAGCUGUAUGCGUGGACGGCAGCUUUCGUGAAGAAGUUGAAUGUGAUUCGAAACGACCAGGAACUGCACACUCUCCGCAAAAUCGGCGCUGUCACAGCGGUCUCCAACUUCACCUGGAAUUCGACGCCAUUUCUGGUAUCAUGCACGACUUUCGCAGUCUUUGUGGCCACCAGCAACAAGACUUUGUCGACAGACAUUGUCUUUCCUGCUCUGACUUUGUUCAACCUCCUGGGCUUCCCGCUCGCGAUCCUGCCGAUGGUCAUCACAGCAAUCAUCGAGGCCAGCGUCGCCGUUGGCCGUCUGACAAGCUUCCUCGUCGCACCGGAGCUUCAAGAAGACGCCGUUUUGCGUGGAGACUCCGUCGAGACGGGAGAAGAGUCUGUUCGCAUUCGUGAUGCCACGUUCACCUGGAACAAGGACGACGAGCGCAAUGUCCUCGAAAACCUUACAUUCAGCGCCCAUAAGGGUGAGCUGUCCUGCAUCGUGGGACGUGUCGGCGCCGGAAAGUCAAGUUUCUUGUCAACAAUGCUUGGAGAUCUGUACAAAAUCAGGGGAGAGGUCGUGAUGCGUGGCAGCGUGGCCUACGUUGCGCAAAGUCCUUGGGUCAUGAACGCUUCUGUGCGUGAGAACAUUGUGUUCGGCCAUCGUUGGGAUCCAGCAUUUUACGAGCGCACCAUCCAUGCCUGUGCACUUACGGAAGAUUUCGCGAGCUUGCCAGACGGCGACCAGACCGAGGUCGGUGAGCGCGGCAUCUCCCUCUCUGGUGGUCAAAAGGCUCGUUUGACCUUGGCUCGUGCCGUGUACGCGCGUGCAGACAUCUAUCUUUUGGAUGAUGUCCUGAGCGCCGUCGACCAACACGUCGGUCGGCACAUCAUCGACAACGUUCUGGGUCCCAAAGGCCUUCUAUCCGGCAAGACACGCAUCUUGGCGACUAACUCGAUCCCUGUUCUCAUGGAAUCUCACUUCAUCGCACUUUUGAGAGAGGGCAAGAUUAUUGAACGUGGAACCUACGAGCAGCUGAUGGCGAUGAAGGGCGAGAUUGCGCAGUUGAUCCGGACCUCCAACAACGAUGAGUCUAGCAGUGACGAGACCAGCAAAGGUGUGCCAGAAAGUCCGUCAACAGAGAGCGUAGUAUCCGCGACAAGUCCAGAUUCCGACGAAGAGGAUGAGGCCAAUGACGAAGUUGGACAAAUCGCGUCACUUCGCCCAAAUGCCGGCAAGCCAUCCCGCAAAGACAGCAACCUCACGUUGCGCAGGGCUAGCACUGCAUCUUUCCGUGGACCUCGAGGCAAGAUGACGGACGAGGAGGAGAGCAAGUCGAACACCAAGGGCAAGCAGACCACCAAGGAAUUCAGCGAACAGGGAAAAGUCAAAUGGACCGUCUACAAAGAGUAUGCGAAAGCCAGCAACCUCGUCGCGGUGGGAAUUUACCUGGUGAUGCUGGUUGGCGCUAAGACGGCGGAAAUCGGGGGCAGCGUCUGGCUCAAAAAAUGGUCGGAGGCCAACGACGUCGCCGGCGGCAACCCGAACGUGGUCCGCUACAUCAUGGUGUACUUUGCAUUCGGAAUCGGCUCCGCUCUCUUGGUGGUCGUGCAGACAUUAAUCCUCUGGAUCUUGUGCUCGAUCGAGGCCAGCCGAAAACUCCAUGAGCGCAUGGCGCACGCAUUGUUCCGGAGCCCGAUGAGCUUCUUCGAAACGACACCGACCGGUCGAAUUCUGAAUCGUUUCUCCAGCGAUAUCUACAGGAUCGAUGAGGUUCUCGCCCGUACCUUUAACAUGCUGUUCACCAAUGCAGCCAAAGCAAUGUUCACCCUCGCGGUAAUCGUGGCAUCAACGCCAAUUUUCGUCGCACUGAUCCUGCCGCUUGGAGCCCUGUAUCUGUUCAUACAGAAGUACUAUCUCCGAACGUCGCGCGAGCUGAAGCGUCUCGAUAGCGUCAGCCGAAGCCCUAUCUACGCCCAUUUCCAAGAGUCUCUGAGCGGCAUCAGCACCAUCCGAGCCUACAGGCAAACCAAGCGUUUCGCCAUGGAGAACGAAUGGCGCGUCGACGCUAACCUCCGGGCCUUCUUCCCCUCGAUCAGCGCUAAUCGAUGGCUGGCGGUCCGCCUAGAGUUCAUCGGCAGUAUAAUCAUCCUUGCUGCUGCGGGCUUUGCCAUCAUCUCCGUCACGACAGGUAGCGGUCUGUCUGCGGGCAUGGUCGGUCUUGCCAUGAGCUACGCCCUGCAAAUCACGCAGUCAUUGAAUUGGAUCGUGCGCCAGACCGUUGAAGUAGAGACGAACAUUGUGUCGGUCGAACGCGUCCUGGAAUACGCUGCGUUGCCGAGCGAGGCUCCGGAUGUCAUCUCCAAGAACCGUCCGCCGAACAGCUGGCCGUCAAAGGGUGCUGUGUCGUUCAACAACUACAGCACAAGAUAUCGCCCUGGUCUUGCAUUGGUGCUGAAGAACAUUAACCUCAGCAUCAAGUCACAUGAGAAGAUCGGUGUCGUAGGCAGGACAGGCGCCGGCAAGAGUUCCCUGACGCUGGCGUUAUACCGCAUCAUUGAGCCGGCGGGAGGAGAUAUCACCAUCGACAAUCUGAACACGAGCUCGAUUGGCCUUCUCGAUCUGCGCAGUCGCCUGGCAAUCAUCCCUCAAGAUGCAGCACUGUUCGAGGGCACGGUCAGGGACAACCUUGAUCCGGGUCAUGUCCACGACGACACGGAAUUAUGGAGUGUCCUGGAUCAUGCCAGGCUCCGCGACCACGUCACCUCAAUGUCUGGUCAGCUUGAUGCACAAAUCCACGAGGGUGGCUCGAAUCUCAGUCAGGGCCAGCGGCAACUCGUGUCGUUGGCUCGCGCCCUACUGACGCCUAGCAAUAUCCUUGUACUCGAUGAAGCGACAGCUGCUGUCGAUGUGGAGACUGAUGCCAUGUUGCAGACCACCCUCCGGAGCAACAUGUUCAAAGAUCGGACUAUCAUCACUAUCGCUCAUCGCAUCAACACCAUCCUAGACAGCGAUCGCAUCGUGGUACUGGACCAUGGCAAUGUGAAGGAGUUCGACACACCUUCGAAUCUCGUGAAGAAGAAGGGUCUUUUCUACGAACUGGUCAAGGAGUCUGGCCUUCUGGGCUCGGUCGUGGACAGUUCAGGGACCAUCCUGUAA
This is a messenger RNA of Zymoseptoria tritici IPO323, 4638 nucleotides long. Its product is annotated as ATP-binding cassette glutathione S-conjugate transporter. Gene Ontology annotation, cellular component: membrane. Gene Ontology annotation, molecular function: ABC-type transporter activity; ATP binding; ATP hydrolysis activity. The transcript is spliced from 11 exons. Bases 1 to 4638 code for a protein of 1545 amino acids. Lineage: Eukaryota; Fungi; Ascomycota; Dothideomycetes; Mycosphaerellales; Mycosphaerellaceae. The record is from RefSeq and is a predicted model, not a curated record. Gene Ontology annotation, biological process: transmembrane transport.